Chinchilla lanigera (long-tailed chinchilla) is the source of this 4425-nucleotide messenger RNA. RefSeq names its product LanC lantibiotic synthetase component C-like 1 (bacterial) (gene Lancl1). Gene Ontology annotation, cellular component: plasma membrane. Gene Ontology annotation, biological process: carbohydrate metabolic process; peptide modification. Lineage: Eukaryota; Metazoa; Chordata; Mammalia; Rodentia; Chinchillidae. The record is from RefSeq and is a predicted model, not a curated record.
GUGCCCGCGGCGCCGCCUCGCCCUGAACGCUCUCUUCCCCGUGUCCUGCAGGCUCUCGUGCGGCGUCAUGGCUCAGAGGGCCUUCCCGAACCCCUACGCCGACUAUAACAAAUCCCUGGCCGAAGGCUACUUUGACUCUGCCGGGAGGCUGACUCCUGAGUUCUCACAGCGCUUGACCAAUAAGAUUCGAGAGCUCCUUCAGCAGAUGGAGAGAGGCCUGAAGUCAGCAGACCCUCGAGAUGGCACUGGUUACACAGGCUGGGCAGGCAUUGCUGUGCUGUACUUACAUCUCCACGAUGUGUUCGGGGACCCUGCCUAUCUGCAGAUGGCACACAGCUAUGUGAAGCAGAGCCUGAACUGCCUGAGCAAGCGCUCCAUCACCUUCCUGUGCGGGGAUGCAGGCCCCCUGGCAGUGGCUGCCGUGCUGUAUCACAAGAUGAACAAUGAGAAGCAGGCGGAGGACUGCAUCACACGGCUGAUUCACCUAAAUAAGAUCGAUCCCCAUGCUCCAAAUGAAAUGCUGUAUGGACGAAUGGGCUACAUCUAUGCUCUUCUUUUUGUCAAUAAGAACUUUGGAACAGAAAAAAUUCCUCAAAGCCAUAUUCAGCAGAUUUGUGAAACAGUUUUAACCUCUGGAGAAAAUCUAGCUAGAAAGAGAAACUUCACGGCAAAGUCUCCACUGAUGUAUGAAUGGUACCAGGAAUAUUACGUCGGGGCUGCUCACGGCCUGGCAGGAAUAUACUACUACCUGAUGCAGCCCAGCCUGCAAGUGAGCCAAGCAAAGUUACAUAGUUUGGUCAAGCCCAGUGUAGACUUUGUCUGCCAGCUGAAAUUCCCUUCUGGCAAUUAUCCUCCAUGUCUGGAAGAUAAUCGAGAUCUGCUUGUCCAUUGGUGCCACGGCGCUCCUGGGGUAAUCUACAUGCUCACCCAGGCCUAUAAGGUAUUCAGAGAGGAGCAGUACCUCUGCGAUGCCUACCAGUGUACCGAUGUGAUCUGGCAGUAUGGCUUGCUGAAGAAGGGCUACGGGCUGUGCCACGGCGCUGCAGGGAAUGCCUAUGCCUUCCUGACGCUCUACAACCUCACACAGGACAGGAAGUACCUGUACAGGGCCUGUAAGUUUGCUGAAUGGUGCUUAGACUAUGGAGAACAUGGGUGCAGGACCCCAGACACGCCUUUCUCCCUCUUCGAAGGGAUGGCGGGAACCAUAUACUUCCUGGCGGAUCUGCUCGUCCCCAGCAAAGCCAAGUUCCCUGCAUUUGAACUGUGAGAGGACAGCACGGCCCCUGCAACUCAGAGCAGACCCUUUCUGUGUGUCCCACCUGGCCCCAUGCUUUGGCUGCUUUGGACAGAAACAUAGACUCCAAUCGUAUGCUUGAGUUAGCUGGUUCCUUUUUUUUUUUUCCCAGAAUUGGUCUUAGUUUCAUUUUUUACUGUUUACUUUCACUGUAUUGGAAAGUAUGCAAGGAAGAAUUAACUUUUGAGUUUCUUCUGACAGGAAAGACAGGUGAUAAGUAUAAUAUUUUAAGGUCAUCUAUGUAUUUCAAAACUUGGAGGAAAUCUUACCUUAUUUAAAAUGAUAAAUAUAAGCAUCUGUUUCUGUUCUAAAAAUAUUUAAAAGAAACUAAGUAUAAUAAGCAAACUUAAAUAUGUGAGUGUUGUUGAAUGCGCCUUCCAGCCCCUACUAUAUAGCAUUCUUCCUCUAACAGUAAAGCAGUUGUAUGGCUUGCUUUUCUCUAUGGGGUUGAUCAUGAAAGGGGACAAAAAUAAAAGUGUGCUUCCGGGAGAAAAAUUUCAAGAAUUGUAAAUGGGACUCAGGACCUUAGUGUCAUCUUUCAGUUCCCUUGCUUGCCACUUUGUCAGAGAAGCAUCCAGCUUCCUGGAUGCCAGCGUUUUAAUGAAAAACUAAAACAUGAUGGUUGUCAUGAACAUUCCGACUUAAAAGUUAGUUCAAGAUAAGCUAAUAUUAACAUUUUAUUGUUUUCUCUAAAAUAAUCGAGUGUAGUUUUGAAGUAUUUACUCGGAUUUAUUUAUGUUUCUUCUUCGGUAUUCCCGUGAGUCGGGACGCAGGUGUUCCGUGUGCGCAUACUGUGACCACGGACUCGAGUCUGCCCUGCUCCGCUGAACCCUAAACUUGGGCUUGUGUUUCCCUUCGCAGUGACCAUCCUUCAGUGCUGGCUGUUUAGUAAGAUCCCUAAAAUUUAUUCCUGUCAGUUUGCCUAACGUUGGUCUUUUCACUAAGUAAUAACUGUGUUCUACCUCUGGGUAAAAGGAGCAGGAAGGAAACGCUGUAGAGCCAGUAAUUUGAAAAAGAAUAUUAAGGUCUUAACCGAAAAUGUUUAUUAGGAGAUAUUUACCCAGAGUCCACGCUGGUAACAAAUGAGUCUUUGCAUGUCCCAGGCUGAACAGUUCAUCAGUCCAAGGCCAGAGAACUGGCUUUUCUAUGGUGAAUGAAGACUUCCUGGUGCUUCAAAUUAUGUACAAUGUUUCGACUUAUUAGCUCUCCCCUCCUCCUUUUCUGCCUUUCCCAGGCAAGGGAGACACUUUUUGACUGAUUUUAGAACAUUAUGUGACUUUAAAACAACAUGGUCGGAGAACUCUAAAUGUGCCUAUUUCAUAGCUCUCUUGGUCACAAAAAUGUGCCAUUUUUAUUGGAACUUUAAACCAAAUCCCCACAGUGUAUGCUGGUUCCUAUGGAUAGCAAUCCUGUUAUUUUUCUCUGUUUGGCACCAAAAUAGCUAAUAUUGGAAAUUCUCUGGCCCUUUAAGGGCUACUGACAGUAGGGUCCACAAAGCAGCCCACUUGUUCAGUGCCUCGGUGUAAAGUACUCCCUCUGUGGCUCGUGGGAGUCAGGACCCCGUGCCUCUUAGACGGUUGAAAUGCUCCUGCUCAGCUGUGUGCAGGUGUUCUUUCCUUGUUCAAGUUUCAGAUCGGCAGUGUUGGCAUUGCAGGAAUAUGUAAAAGGAAUGCACAGCAGAGCUCAUUUGCCUUUGGCUGGGUGUCCAACUUAAUAAAGAUCAUUUGGCUUAGUUAAAAGUCUUACUACAGGGCUGGGGAUUUAGCUGAGUGGCACAGUGCCUGCCUGGCAAGCGCAAGGUCGUGAGUUCGAUUCCCAGUACCGGAGAAAAAUCAAAAAAAAAAAAAAGUCUUACUACAUUGUGCUUGUGCUUUUAGCUACUCAUCAAGUUACUAAGUGAGGGAAAAUGAGCAACACACUUUGCCUGAGCCCAGGGAGACCUGAUCAUAGUUGCUUCCCCAAGCCUCUUCCUUAAUUUAACCCCGGGAAGCAGACCUCAAAGCAGGGAGAGGAACAUUGUGUAUAUGAUUCUUGGUAAUAUUUGGAUUAUAGUAUAGUUGCUAUCAUCCUCUAUUUAAAAAUUCACCAACAUAAACACAACUCAAGUUUUUUAAGACUGUUACUAAACUGACCAGAUAUUUGUGCCAUUGUUUGUUUUAUUUACACUUAAAAACUAAGAAAAUUGUGAUAGAAUUUUAAACUCAGGCAGAGGGAACAAAGCCAAGACCAGUACCUUAACACCAUGGUAGUGACUAAGAGAAACUUUUCCACUGACUUUCUUAACUUCAAAAGGAAGCAGCAUCGUUUUUGUAGCUGUAUGUGUACUAUGCUUGUCCCUCGGAUACUUUCCUUCUCAGUAAAAAAAAAAAAAACUUCACAGAAGUUGUUUCCAUAGCAUCCCUUACCUCCCUGCAAAGACUAGGUAGUGAGACCUUCAACGCUUGUCAAGCAGUGUUCAUUUAUCCUGUGAUCUCUGUUUGUGUGGUGGUGAGAAACUGCAGUGGUUAACUCUCACCAUGUGAAAGUGUGAACAUAGUCAUGCACAUUGCCAUAGCCCCCAUCUGGUGUGACUUGCAUCUGAAUUUAUUCCUUAGCGUCAGCUGGCUCUUUUUCAUCUUUUGUGUCGGUUUCAAUUAUUUAUCAUCAAAAAUCUCCAUGGUAGGUAGAGUUCUAGGUAAGGAGGGGACCUAAGGCUAUUCCCUCCCUGCUAAGAUUGCCCUAAAUAACUGAAUUGCAAGAUACACUCUAUUCUAUAUUCUCAGGUUCAUUUGUGUCCAGUCUCUUGAUACCCUGCUUUUUACCAGUUGAUUCUGAAAUAAAAAUCGUGAACAGUGAACAUUUAUUUAUACACUGUUGGCUACCAGGAUUCAUUUGUAGACACCUGAUUACUCAAACUGAAUCUUGAUUCCAUUUCUGCUUUCCCAGAACAGAGAAGAGCACAUUUCUGAGGGUUCUGUACUGUUGGGUGUUAGAACUAGUUCUCACCUAUAAAUAUAAAGCCAUGUUUGGGGUGUUCAGGAGACCCACUGCAGUGUUGUGUUGUCACGGGAAGGACUGGCAUUGUAUGUAUUUAUAUGUUGUGUAAAGGAUUUGACUUACUGGUCUUCAUUAAAAAAUUUAUUAGAACUAUA